AUGCUUCCAAAAAAAGUUUCCAGUCAAAUCAAGAUAUGGAAAAAUCAAGAACCGGAAGAGUUAACACCAUCAGCACCCUAUGAAGAUAAUUUAAGAGCGCUUGUUCCCGUCAAUCUUCAGAUCACCAUAGACCUUGAACUUGAAGGUCUACUAACAGGACCAUUAGAAAGGAAUUGGAUGUUGAGGAUAUCUGUUGCACUCAUUGGGGCUUUAUCUCAUGGGUCUGGAUUGACAACCCAUGCAAUAAUGCAAGUUGGAAUGGAUCUUGAGAAAUUCCUAACUCCAAAAUUAAAUCAUAUAGGAGCCACAUCAUUUGGAACACUCCCUAGAGCAAUGGUAAAGACAGUAUAUAAGGUAUUUACCUGCUGUGGUGUUAUCCCUCCACCAAGAUACAGGUUCCGACAACAAAUGGGGGAGCACUCCAUGUUAACAGGGAAGGGUGGUGCAACUGCUUUUCUUCAGCUCAAUGCAAGUAUUGAACUUGACAGUUUUGACUUAUCUCUACGAGAUAAAGCACUUUUGAAGGGAUUCAGACAGAUCUUUCAAAUAGAUCCUCUCGUUACAGACUUACCUCCUCCCACUCUCCCCCAUCCUGGAAGUAUGAAUCCUUCUGUGAUCUUUAGACAUAUUGUCAUGGGAGAUUAUGAUAAACCAAAGGUGGCAGUUCAAAGUCAAGAAAGAAAACUCUUGGGGAUUUGGGGAGAACUUAGAAAUAAAAUGAAGAUGAAGAUAAAAUCCCCUGAAGACUCAGCACAGGAGGGUGGAUGCAAUCCUUGUUCUGGACCUUUUGCCAUGCCCUAUGUCCAUCAGGACAAUCAGGACAGCCACCAGGCUGGGACCUCUAAAGUCCAUAGUAAAAUACCAAGGAAGAAACAGGAUCCUCAAGACCCCAACUAG
Molecule: messenger RNA, 897 nt
Organism: Spodoptera exigua (beet armyworm)
Lineage: Eukaryota; Metazoa; Arthropoda; Insecta; Lepidoptera; Noctuidae
Source: the annotation of a GenBank genome assembly